Messenger RNA from Trachymyrmex cornetzi, 1155 nucleotides. RefSeq names its product E3 ubiquitin-protein ligase CBL-B-B. Gene Ontology annotation, cellular component: membrane raft; plasma membrane. NCBI's taxonomy places the organism in Eukaryota, Metazoa, Arthropoda, Insecta, Hymenoptera, Formicidae. Gene Ontology annotation, biological process: cell surface receptor signaling pathway; negative regulation of epidermal growth factor-activated receptor activity. The transcript has a single exon. The coding region runs from base 562 to 1155 and encodes 197 amino acids. Gene Ontology annotation, molecular function: phosphotyrosine residue binding; calcium ion binding; SH3 domain binding. The record is from RefSeq and is a predicted model, not a curated record.
UGGCAUCUCGGGACUAUAGGGAACGAGCCCGAGCAGCAAUGAGCAGACUGACACACGGAGUACGCAAGAGUACGGGAUACGCUCGUGGCCUCGCGCUCGAUCUCACUCGCACACAGUGUCAGUGUCCAUUCAUUCAGUGUCGUUGAAUUCGUCGCGAGUUUUUUGCGGAGCAUCCGGUUUGACCGUCGGCCACAAUUGUCGCAGUACUGAGAGAGAGAGAGAGAGAGAGAGAGAGAGAGAGAGAGAGAGAUAAAAUGCGAUAUCGCGCGAGAUUCCGGCGUUGCAUCCCGUGUCCGUGGCUUCGCGAGAACGUUGUGGCCGCGGCCGCGUCCCGCUGAGAUAUGCGCGGUGUGCCCGAUCCGUCCGCAUCAUUCCGUAGUGUGUUUGUGCGGGUUAAUCUCAAGUAUAGCGUGAGUAUACCUCGCUACCGCGCGGUAGCGUAUACAGGUAGAGUGUGGAGUGUGAAUAAAGCAGAAAAGAGAGGACGAGUGUAUGUUCGGUUAGGAGAGGCAGGAAGAGAUACCCGUGUAUUAUAACGAGCACGCAUUCCCGCACGUCAAGAUGUCGUCCGGACACAGCAGUCGCACUCGCGUCGUCCACAUCGGCUCGAUCUUCCAGAAGCUGCACGGUCGCUUCGCGGACGCGAUGACGCCGCCUAAGCUCUCGACUGACAAGCGUACACUCGAUAAGACCUGGAAGCUUAUGGAUAAGGUCGUGAAACUCUGCCAGCACCAGCGUAUGAACCUCAAGAACUCGCCGCCGUUUAUCCUCGAUAUCCUGCCCGACACGUAUCAGCGGUUGCGGCUCAUUUACAGCAAAUAUGAGGACCGUAUGCAGAUGUUGCACAGCAAUGAACACUUCUGCGUAUUCAUCAACAAUCUGAUGCGUAAGUGCAAACAGGCGAUCAAACUGUUCAAGGAGGGUAAGGAGAAGAUGUUCGACGAGACUUCGCACUAUCGCCGUAAUCUUACCAAACUCAGCCUCGUCUUCAGCCACAUGCUGUCCGAGCUGAAGGCCAUAUUUCCUAAUGGGGUGUUCGCCGGCGAUCAGUUUCGCAUCACCAAGGCGGACGCAGCUGAAUUCUGGAAGGAGCGCUUCGGGAACAGGUACGUGUCGCCACACUUUUCUCUUUUAAUCGCAACCCAAAGAAGCUAG